Molecule: messenger RNA, 480 nt
Organism: Hibiscus syriacus
Lineage: Eukaryota; Viridiplantae; Streptophyta; Magnoliopsida; Malvales; Malvaceae
Exons: 2
Coding region: 1-480 (159 amino acids)
Molecular function (GO): catalytic activity
Source: RefSeq, a predicted model, not a curated record
AUGGAGCUCAUUGAGUUCUCUUAUAGACACAUUGAUGUAGAGGUCGAAAAGCUUGGGGAGAAGUUUAGGUUCACUGGCUUCUACGGGGAGUGGGAUCGAAGAAGAAGGGAUAGUUGGGCUCUUCUGGAAUGCAUCAAGGAUAAAUCCCGGCUCCCUUGGCUUGCCGGGGGAGAUUUCAAUGAGAUUCUCACCCAUAGCGGGAAAGUUGGAGGCAGACGCCGUGCGGAAGACGAUAUGGCUCAAUUUCGGGCCGCUCUAAGCUGCACCGGUUUGCAUGAUGUUCGUCCAAAUAAGGGCUGGGAGCGUAUGGAUAGGUUUACUGCAUCUCGGGAUUGGCUUCUGAAUUCGCCUCAAGCUUUUGUUUCAACCGUGAUGACGACUGAAUCUGACCAUGCUGCUAUUCUUUUAAACUCGAAAGGCGAUGAUUGUAUCAAAGGCUCUCGCGGGCGUCAUAAACAGUUCCAUUUUGAGAACUGUUAG